Molecule: messenger RNA, 816 nt
Organism: Fulvia fulva
Lineage: Eukaryota; Fungi; Ascomycota; Dothideomycetes; Mycosphaerellales; Mycosphaerellaceae
Product: Eukaryotic translation initiation factor 4E type 3
Exons: 1
Coding region: 1-816 (271 amino acids)
Biological process (GO): translational initiation
Cellular component (GO): eukaryotic translation initiation factor 4F complex
Molecular function (GO): translation initiation factor activity; RNA 7-methylguanosine cap binding
Source: RefSeq, a predicted model, not a curated record
AUGGCGAACCCUCCACGACUACAUGUUUCCGGUCUGCCGGAUAUCGGUGCUGAGGAAAAGGCCGCAACCACUUCUCCAGCUAGAGGAGCUGAGAUGCUCAACUUCCUGCAGACACGACUACACCAGAAGAACAGAGCACCGCCCCUCGUACACAGCUGGGACUUCUGGCACGACCGACAGGACCGCUCUGUGAAUGGCAGCAGCAAUGUUCCCCCAUCAGAUACUUACGAGGCUCGUCUGGAACAUCUCGCCCAGAUCAGCGACGUGAAGCAGUUCUGGAGCGUCUUCAACAAUUUCGACAUCACUCAGCUUAAACUGCGCGACUCCGUGCACUUGUUCCACAAAGGCGUGAAGCCAGUAUGGGAGGAUCCACGCAAUGCACGAGGCGGUAGCUGGACGUUCAGAGUGCCGAAGAGCCAGGCAAGCGCUUUUUGGCAAGAGGUCUGCAUGAUGGCUAUUGGCGAACAGCUGCAGGGUGCUGUGGAAGAGCCAGGCCGAGCAACGUUCAGGGACGAUAUUUGCGGUGUCAGUUUAGGCGUGCGAUUCAAUAGCAUGCUGGUUCAGAUAUGGAAUCGCGAUGGUGGCCACGAGGUAGGGACGGAGAGGAUAGUAAAAACAGUGCUUGAGGGGCUAAGUGAACAACUGAAGCCGAGGGAGGGGACAUACUACUACAAGAAGCAUAACGAACAUGCCGGGUUUGGUGGUCGGCCGAAUUCAACAAGACCAACGUCGAGCGACUCUGGGGCCAGUCAAGGAAGCAGCAACCGCGGGGUGGAGGAAGUGCAAUCAAUAGAUGCGGUAGUGGAGGGAGCAUAA